Molecule: messenger RNA, 4275 nt
Organism: Cydia pomonella (codling moth)
Lineage: Eukaryota; Metazoa; Arthropoda; Insecta; Lepidoptera; Tortricidae
Gene: Hr51
Product: photoreceptor-specific nuclear receptor
Exons: 11
Coding region: 2660-4003 (447 amino acids)
Biological process (GO): positive regulation of transcription by RNA polymerase II; cell differentiation; anatomical structure development
Molecular function (GO): zinc ion binding; RNA polymerase II cis-regulatory region sequence-specific DNA binding; nuclear receptor activity
Source: RefSeq, a predicted model, not a curated record
UAGAAAAAAAAACCUCGACGAGUAUUGAUUUACUGUGUAAAAAUGUCAAAUUAAUUAUUAUCAUAAUAAAUAGCCUUAAUAUUCCGACCUACUGUUUAGUCUAGCGGUAGUAAAUCCCCGUUGAAUUAUUACGUAAACGUAAUCAAAACAAGAACAACCGUUCAAUUUCGCGAAACACCGUCAUUAUUUUAAAUAGCGGGCACCGUAAUGCCACAAAUUAAAGCUUAAAACGGCCGCUUAACAGCUGACCCAAAAUCGAACCCCCCUGUCUGGGGGAAUACGGGCUACGGUCGAAAAGCAACGGGGCGGGGCGGGCCACGCCUACGACACCAAGCGACGACGCGUCAAAAGUGCCCCGACUGUGGCAUAGAGCGCGCGGCUUGUGCCCACAGCCGAAAAAAAAACUAAACGUCAAGUGCCGGUCUGUCAGAUUUCGGAGAAAAAUUUAGGGUGGUUCAAAGUAAACACGCACAAAGUUUUUAAGUAGUUUAUGUCUGUAACUUUACGCAAACGCAUUAUUUCAAUUGUUUGGGAUAACUUAUGGUUGUUGUGAGUCGCGCUGAUAAAUUAAUUAAAGUUGUGCAUUUUUGUGAUUGAUUUAUAAUAACGACAUACAUGUACAAAAAUAUCUGCAAUUAUUAAAUUGUAAAAAAAUACGUAUCAGCAUUUAUAUUGUUGGGGAAAGCGGGGCUAAAGUGUCGGGGGUAAGUUGUUCCAAUGAGAAUAGGAACGCAAGUAAACCACGGACCAUUCGUAUGAUGUUUUACGCGAAAAGUUAGAAAAACAUGCCGUAACAGAAGCCUCUUUAGUUACUUCCAUUAUAAAAAAAUAGUAGUUAUGAAGAACAAUCUAAAACGAUGGAACAACUAACUCAACGGAAUAAUAUACAUAUUUUUAGUUUUUUUUUUGUUUACUGUUGAUAGUAUACAUAAAAUAAUCAUAUAUUUCGCCGAACUUCUAAACACUCUUUUAGCGUGUGUGAACCGAGAUUAAAUAUUUACAGAUAAACAAGAAUUUGAAACGACGGAACAACCAGCCCCAUAGCGGGGUUAGUUGUUCCUUUCCAACCGAUCUCAUUAUUAAUGUUCUGGUAAGACAACUUUGACGUUGCAUAAAACAAUAUCACUAUUCAGGAACGCAAAUAAUCAUUGUUUCAUUUAGAGCACAACAAUUAAUUCACACUAUUUUCAUAGCUCUAUUCUGUAUUUUACGGAAAUCGGUACUUUUAGCCCCGCUCUUCCCAUCUGUCUGUUGUCGGCUAUAGUAGAAGUAACAAAUCAAUUGUAUAAAAACAGGUUCACAUAAAAAUUUCAGAAAUUGAGGUCCAAAGGCAAACUUAUCCCUUAACUUAUCAUACAGGAUGGAAAAAAUUGAUGAGCCUAGAGGGAAAGUAACUUAAAACCUUAAGUUAGUUCAUUUUACUUAAAGGAAAUAUUCUAUUAUUUAUUUAAAGAAACAAACCGCAUUCAAAGACUUUAUACAAUUCGCUUGUCUGGAAAUUUUCUUGUGUACUAAAUUUUCGAUAACUGAAAAGAGAGGUGUCGACUAGCAAGAACUUGCAUGCAAGUUACGUUACACGGCCGAUUACCUAUUAAAUUACAAUGUUUCUUGGAGAAAUUUUGACAUUAACAUUAAGUGUAUUGACUAGUGGAAUAAAAUAGCGAGUUUUUUUUUUUUUUUUAAUUUUUAGUCGUUUCGAUUCCCAGGCGAGACAAGCAAUUUUUUUAUGCAGUUUUUAUUCCUUUUUAAAAAUAAGAGAAUGUUUCCCUUAAGUUUAAGUAAAAUGAGCUAAGUAACUUAAGGUUUUAAGGCACUUUCCCUCCGGGGCUCAUUCAUUUUUUGCACCCUGUAUACUAGAUACAUAUUUAUUUAGCGUUAUUAACCCCUCGGCCUACCGGUUCGAUACCGGAUCAGCAAAAAACCUCAAGAUUCUAUUCUAAAAUCAAAACUAUAUGGUCGUUUGUUGCCUGGCGAUAUCCAGCUCAUGGGAGUCAUAUGGAUAAAUGCAGCAUUUUACUGAACAUUGACAUAUGAUUUGAAAUUUAACAAACACUUGAUUAAAUAUGAUAGUCGCAAAAAUAACGUCUAUAUUUGGAACCAGCAUAUUUGUUUUAAAGUACUUACCUUAUUUGCACAGACAGUUAUGUUAAUUUAAAACAGUCAUAAAAUCAUAAUCUAGUGUCGUCUACAAUGUGACUCCGUUUGUCUGCUAGACCUAUAAAUGUGACACUUAUACCCAAAAAGAAAAACUAUGGCUGUCAAAUAACUUUAGAGGUAAAACUUUAAUAUGUCGAGAUACUUCAUACUGGAAUCAUAUGUGUCCAUGGCCGGCAAAACGUCCCCCGUUGUCGCUUGCCAUUAGGACGCUUUGACAAGUUAUUCGUAUAAAGGUACAAGCAAAUCUGCCCUUAUGGCAAGCGUAAAUACUCAAUUGUCGUAUAGAUAAUAAAUACCGAAAGUUUUCUCAUUAAUCAAUUACCAUAAUCGAAUAAGUAUCUUCAUUUUCCAAUAGCCGGAUUGUGAAAUCAAAAUACAUAUUGAACAAUAAAGUGUCCUCAAACUAUAUCAGAUAUAAUAAAAAAUAAUGAAAGAACUGUAGUAUAAAAGUGACUCAGUGCAUUGAUUGAAGACCAGCGUAACUCACAAAAUCCACUUACAAAUGGAGGUUGCGCAGACGCCACUGCAGCUGACUCAAGAGCACCAGGACAACAGGAUGACAGGCGACGAGAACCCGUCACCACUGCGCUGGUCGCCGCCGUCCUCCGCCGCAUUAGUUGCAGCUGCGCUAGCACCCCCAGCGCUUAGACCCUGGCUGCCUGACCCGCCCACAAAGAAGACUAACCACCUGGGUCUAGUGUGCGUGGUGUGCGGCGACACCAGCUCCGGGAAACAUUACGGCAUCCUGGCCUGCAACGGUUGCAGUGGGUUCUUCAAGCGCUCCGUCCGACGGAAACUCAUCUACAGGUGUCAGGCGGGCACUGGUCGCUGCGUUGUAGACAAGGCACAUCGGAACCAGUGCCAGGCCUGCCGACUCAAGAAAUGCCUCGCCAUGGGCAUGAACAAAGAUGCGGUACAGAAUGAGCGCCAACCUCGCAACACUGCCACGAUCCGACCAGAGACGCUGAGAGAUAUGGACCAAGAACGCGCUCUGAGAGAAGCUGCGGUGGCAGUAGGUGUUUUUGGACCUCCAGUAUCAUUAGCUAUGGCGCUGUCGCCGCAGCGGUACCCACUGCUGUCCCCGCACUACCCACCGCUACCACCACCCCAACCACAGCCGGACUCCUCGCGCGACCACGAGGAGAGGCACCACUCCGAUAGUGACGAUGACAGUAUCGAUGUUACCAACGAGGAAGAUUCAACGUCUUACUCGCCCCCCGCUGCUAACCUCGCUGCCUAUCCUCAGAACUGCGGGCCUUGCAGACCGCUGGGAGUGGAAAGCGCGGCAGAGACAGCAGCCCGGCUGCUGUUCAUGGCCGUCAAAUGGGCCAAAAACCUGCCCUCCUUCGCCAGCCUCGCCUUCAGAGAUCAGGUUAUACUGCUGGAGGAGGCAUGGUCGGAGUUAUUCCUGCUAAACGCAAUCCAGUGGUGCCUGCCGCUCGACGCGGCGUGUACGGCGCUCUUCGGCAGCGAUCAAACUGACCAGGAAUCUGGAGCGGGCUCAGGUGUUUUGCGGCGACUGCGUGAGGUGCUAGGCCGGUACCGCGCAGUGCUGGUCGACCCGGCUGAAUUCGCUUGCAUGAAGGCCAUCGUACUCUUUAAAUCUGAGACACGCGGCCUCAAGGAUCCCCUGCAGAUUGAGAACCUGCAAGACCAGGCGCAGGUGAUGCUGAUGACGCACGCCCGCGCGGCGCACGCGGCGGCGCCCGCGCGCUUCGGCCGCCUGCUGCUGCUGCUGCCGCUGCUCCGCCUCGUCUCCCCGCACCAGCUCGAGAGGGAGUUCUUCGCCAAAACCAUCGGACAAACGCCCAUGGAGAAGGUGCUAGCUGACAUGUAUAAAAAUUAGCUAUAGAUUGAUUGUUUUUUGCGAAGGAACUCGGAUUAGUGAUUUGGUUCGAUGUUUAGCGCGAGCGGUUGGGUUGUGACUUGUGAGAGUCCCGUUAGUUUCAUCGGGAGCGCUAGUGACGAGCUGCGGUUGUGGACGAAAUGCCAACCGCCGUCUUGAUAUGAUCUCUUAUAUAUGAGACAAUUCGAGAGUGUAAAUGACACCUUGAAAUAUGACCGUCUAAAAAUAUUCAACAAAGGUAAGAUGGUACUAAAAAAUCCAAAUUUCAAGCA